Messenger RNA from Colius striatus (speckled mousebird), 4386 nucleotides. It is a transcript of the gene CFH, whose product is annotated as complement factor H. The transcript is spliced from 24 exons. Lineage: Eukaryota; Metazoa; Chordata; Aves; Coliiformes; Coliidae. The coding region runs from base 84 to 4028 and encodes 1314 amino acids. The record is from RefSeq and is a predicted model, not a curated record.
AAACAGUAGUGGAAAUGACACAAUGUAAUCAAAAAAGUAGGCUAUAAUACUAAAUGUGUUCGCUGGGUUUCUGAAUCUCUAGGAUGAUGUUCCUGGGCUAUACAGCUCUGCUUUUAUGUUGGAUAUGUUGUACUGCAGAAAGAGCUUGUGAAGAGCCUCCUCCUAGGAGGGUUAAAGAAGUGCCUACUGAAACAUGGGACAAACCUCCCUAUCAACAUGGCACUCAAGUAACAUACAGAUGUCGGCCUGGAUAUAUAAAACUCGGAAGAAUCAUGUUUGAGUGUGUUGAUGGAGCAUGGAAGCAACACCCCACAGGGGCAGAAUGUAGAAAUAAGCCCUGUGGACAUCCUGGAGACACUCAGUUUGGUUCCUUUGAACUUACCAGGGGAAAUGAAUUUGUAUUUGGUGCCAGAGUUGACUACAGAUGUAAUGAGGGAUACUGGAUGGUCAGCCAACGAAAUUACCGUGAGUGUCAGGCAGAUGGAUGGAGCAAUGACAUCCCUUUCUGUCAAGUGGCAAAGUGUUUACCUGUAGAAGCACCGGAAAAUGGAAGAAUUGUUAUGACUGGUGUAUUUGAGCUUUUCCAAGAAUAUUCCUUUGGCCAUGUGAUAGAUUUUGAAUGUAAUGCAAAAUACAAGCUUGUUGGAGCUAAAGAAAUAAUUUGCUCUUCUAAUGGAAAAUGGAAUAACGAUGUGCCUCAGUGCCAAGAGAUUAUCUGUCACUUGCCAAACAUUCCUCAUGGACAUAUCCAUGCCGCAAAGGAGUUAUACAAGGAAUCAGAAGAACUACAUUUUUCCUGUGAUGAAGGAUACAGAUAUGGUGAAAGAGCAGAUGUACAAUGUACUGAAUCAGGAUGGAACCCAGCCCCUUAUUGCACUGAAAUUGUGUGUUUUCCUCCAAGAAUUCCCCAUGGGAACUUUAGACCUCAAGAAGACAGCUACAUGGAAGGUGAUAAAGUCACAAUAAAGUGUGAACCUGGAUAUUAUUUUAAAUCAUUGACUGGCGAAAACAUAUCUAAAUGCACCAAGAGUGGCUGGGUGCCUGAUCCAAGUUGUGUCGAGAAACCAUGUGACUUCCCAGCUAUAGAAAAUGGCAAACUCUCGCAAUCACUGGAGAACUACAGAAACUAUUACUUUCCAAUGAUGUUUGGCCAGUAUGUUGAUUACUACUGCACUGACGGUUAUCAAACCCCGAGUGGAUCAACCUGGUUUCGGAUCGUCUGUUCUGCAGGAGGCUGGUCUCCAGAGCCAAAAUGCCUCAAAAAAUGUCAUCUCCCAUGGCUGCAAAAUGGCUUUUUCCAAGGCAGUCAUAAGAGGGUUUUCACAGAAGGUGAAAGAGUUAAAUACGGCUGCAGUGCUGACUAUGACACUGAACAUGAAGGUGGGGAAAUCACGUGCACAAAGGACGACUGGUCACCCCGUCCGAGGUGUAUCCGUAAAAAACAAUGCCAGAAUAUCAAUUUUAACAACGGUUAUUUCACCGUGAACAAGGGAACAUUUAACUUGCAGGAGACGGGCACCUACCGGUGUCACACUGGCUUUGUAACUCCAGAAAGACAAGAAACAGGAGUGACACGAUGUCAAGAGAAUGGCUGGACUCCACCUCCAAAGUGUAUCAAAUCAUGUAGAAGGCCUCAUUUGGACAUUUUGAAUUAUGACACAAAUAAAACUAUGUUUGUGCCUGGAGACACAAUUGAGUAUGCAUGUUCAGAGGGCUAUCAAACUGCAAGUAAUAAGCCAACUGGUACUGCAAAGUGUGGCAUCAAUGGUGACUGGAGUCCAACUCCCCAGUGCCUGGCAAUAGAAUGUGAAAUACCGCCAUUGACCAAUGGGGACUUUUCGCCCAAGAAGGGCAGAUACCGCAAUGGAGAUGUUGUGAAAUUUACCUGUGCGAGCAAUUAUGUAAGAGUGGGACCUGCCUCUGCUCAGUGCUAUUACUUUGGAUGGUUUCCAUCACCACCAGCAUGUAAUGUGGAUGCCAACGGCUGCGGACCUCCACCUGAGAUUACUAAUGGACAUAUUGCUGGUGGCUCUGUGGAAAAGCAUCGGCACGGGGACAGAAAGCAAUAUGAAUGCAAUGCCGAAUUUAAAUUGGUUGGACCAAAGGAAAUAGAAUGUGUGGAUGGGCAAUGGUCAGCUCUUCCUUCUUGCAUUGAAGAUAGAAUGCCAUGUGGAUCACCUUCCUCUAUUCCGAAUGUUGCUCUUCUUCAGGAAGAUCAGACCCAGUUUUUGCACGGUGAUGAAGUUGUUUGUGGGUGUAAACAACGCUCUGGCAAUUCAAAGGAGAUGAAAAUCAAAUGUCUCAAUGGGGAAUGGAAACCUUUCCCUCUCUGUGCUGAUCCAUCUCCUCAGUGUGUUCUCCCAAAGAAUCUGGAGCUUGUGCACAAUGGUAGUCUUCCCAAACAGAAAAAGAAGAGUGUGUUCCGUGGAGUUAUAACUUACAGAUGUCUAUCACCUGACAGAAGUACUAAACAGGCAACUUGUGUGUCUGGCAAAUGGUCACCAGAGAUUGAUUGUUCAGCUGAGGAGGCAACGUGCCCUCCUCCACCUCAACCACCUCGUGCUCAACAGAUAACAUUUGGAAGAAAUUACAAGCAUGGGAGUAAAAUAGCUUUUUCAUGUCUGAAGGGUUUCCAGCUCAUUGGUGCGAAUGAACUAACAUGUACAGAGGGGAAAUGGCAAUCACCACCUCACUGUGUCGAAAGACCGUGUUUGCCACCACAACCUGUAGAAUGUGCUGAUGUUCCCAGGCUGGAAAAGGGACACUUAACAUUUCAAAAAGAAGGGGAAAUUAUUUAUCUGUCUGGUGCUAAACUAAAGUAUGUUUCUCGUCCUGGAUACGUGUUAAAUGGCUCCUCGGAGAUAACUUGUUCUAUGGGAAACUGGACUUCAGCUCCUACAUGUGUGGAAAGGUCAUGUGGAAGUAUUCCAAAAGUUUCCAGUGCUCAGAUUGAAGGCAGAAACAAGGAAAUGUAUGAGCCUGGUGAAACAGUUCACUACCGGUGUGAUUUGGGGUUCCUGACUGUUGGUUCUCCUGAAAUUAUCUGCAGAGAAGGAAAUUGGUCAGCACCGCCCUCCUGUGAAGAUGUCAGCUGUGGAGCUGCACCUGAAAUUCCCAAUGGUUAUACUACAAGCACCCAACAGAAGCGAUAUUUGCCCGGUGCCAGAGUGCAGUAUGAGUGUGACAGCAAUUUUCAAAUGGUGGAUAGAAAUUUUGUCAUUUGUACAAAUGGACGAUGGUCACAGCCACCAAUCUGCAGAGAUAUGACUUGUGAACCUCCUCCAGAAAUUGCCGGUGGUAGUAUUGAAGGUGUUAAAAAGUCAAGGUAUUUGCCUGGGGAGAGUGCUCACUAUCAGUGCUGGCAAGGCUUCGAGAUGAUGGGCCCUUCCACUGUCAUGUGCCACAGCAGCACCUGGACAGAGCUGCCACAGUGCAAAGGGAGAGGUGGGAAAUGUGGCCCACCACCACUUAUCGAGCAUGGCGAACUUCUGUCGUUCCGCAAGAACAAUUAUGCCCAAGGGACGACUCUGGAAUACAAAUGCCCAAGCCUCUACGUGCUGGAGGGCUCCACCACUAUCACCUGUGCCAACGGGCAGUGGACGAACCCCCCAGUCUGCCUGGUGGCCUGUACAGCAUCUGAAGAAGACAUGGCAAGAAACAACAUUCAGCUGAAGUGGCGUUUGAGGACUAAGCUGUAUUCCAGAUCGGGUGACUUUAUUGAAUUUCGAUGUAAAAGAGGAUACCAGAAAGACCCAUCAUCUUCCCCCUUCAGAGUCCAAUGUGUGGAGGGAACAAUAGAAUACCCACACUGCAAGCCAGCAAAGAACUGUACAUUGGAUGAGCAGAUUAUGAAAGAAAACAACAUUGAAUCGCAGUCACAGAGGCAGCGUGUCUAUCUCACUGGGGACAUCGUCUUCUUUGAGUGCAAACACUGGUGGCACACAAAGGUUUCAGCGGCUGACAGAUUUCGAGCAGAGUGCCUGGAUGGAGUGCUUCAGUAUCCUUCGUGUGGAUCCCGAUUUGGAUAAAUGGCAAUGGGAUGAAGCAGCCCAGCUGUGUGGAAAUGAGACAAACCCAAGCCCACCCAGUGAUCUGAGCUCAGCUUCUCCUGGCCUUCCCUGUUCCACUGUGCUUUGUUUGCAUCUUGGCCUGACUUGGGAUUUGGUAGUGGUUUUUAUUGUGGAUGACCAUGUCCACAUUUUAUCCACGUUUUAUCCGGUUUUGUGAAGGUGGCUACAUUUUACCCAUCUGAAGGGUCGUGCUUGCCUGUUAUCUAGUUUGUGUUGUCCUCACUGUGCUUGUUAUUAACUCAUUGUGUCCUGCAUUAGUCUGGCUGUGGUGCCAUACUGAGAUAAGAAUUAAAGCCCUCAGGUAAUCUGAUCAUCA